GUACACAAAUCAACCAAAUAUUCAAUUCACCCUUCUUAGAGAGUCAGCCGAACAACCUCCGACGAUUCCAAACCUCCCAAUCUCGCCGGCCGACGAUCGGAGAUAUUCAAGUUCUUACCAGAUUCGAUUCGACAAUGAGGUUAGGCUUCUUGGUCGGCGUCUUCGGAGUCGUCAUCCUCGCCCACGCCGCUAUUUCGACGAUCCGAUAUCGGGGUCUGUUGAAGAUUAUGGAGGAAGAGUUUUAUGGGCCUCCGGCGAAUGUUAUGGUGGAAUUGCUUCUAGGGUUAGUUCUCUGUAUGUGGGCGGCUCUUACAGUGCCGGGGAAAUUCCUCUCAAUACAUCCCCAUUCUGAAGAAAAUAGGAUAGUUUCUCUACCAGCCAACCUUGACUUUAUGAUCUUCAACCAUCGUGGCAAAGUGUUUCCGGUGGCAACGGAUUUGAAGCUCAAACAUUGAAUUUUAUUCAAGGAAAAUCUUCUUGGGUUUAGGCCUGAAAGAAAAAUGAUUUCAUGCAGCAAGUUAUGAUGCUUACCCUCUUCUUCAAGAUGUUUUGGGUUAAGCUGUGUUUUUCCUUUAUGCUUCCAUGGAUUUUGUUUCUGAACUGGUAAACUAUGAGGAGGCUGCCUUCUGGAAUUUUAUAGAAUGAUAGAACAAUUAUACAUUAUUAUUUUAGCUGCAUUAUUAUGUUAU
Molecule: messenger RNA, 689 nt
Organism: Morus notabilis
Lineage: Eukaryota; Viridiplantae; Streptophyta; Magnoliopsida; Rosales; Moraceae
Product: membrane magnesium transporter
Exons: 4
Coding region: 135-455 (106 amino acids)
Cellular component (GO): plasma membrane; Golgi apparatus; EMC complex
Source: RefSeq, a predicted model, not a curated record